GCGGCGGAGCCCCCGGCGCGUGCCCAUGGGGGACGCGCCGGUGCCGGAGCUGGAGGCGGUGCUGGAUGGAGGCGGGUGGGACGUGGGGACAGCUCUGGAGGGGUCCCCGGAGCCCCCCGGCCCCGUGCGCCUGGGCAGGAACGUUUGCUACGUGGUGCUGGCCGUGCUCUUCAACCAGGAGGACGCGGUGCUGCUGGUGCAGGAGGCCAAGCCCGAGUGCCGGGGCCGCUGGUACCUGCCCGCGGGCCGCAUGGAGCCGGGCGAGGGCAUCGCGGCCGCGCUGCGCAGGGAGGUGCGGGAGGAGUCGGGGCUGGAGUGCGAGCCCCUGACCCUGCUGGCGCUGGAGGAGCGCGGCCCGGCCUGGAUCCGCUUCGCCUUCCUGGCACGGGCCACGGGUGGGACCCUGAAAACCCUCGAAGAUGCCGACGCCGAGUCCCUCCAAGCCACCUGGUGGCCCGGGGACCCUCGCUCGUUGCCACUCCGCUCCCUGGACAUCCUGCCCGUGCUGGAGCUCGCCACCCGCUACCGCCGGAGCCCCGCGCACCCCCCGACACUGCCACGGGAACUGCCCUGCUCCCCGCUCUGCCUGCGCCUCCUCCUGCCCUUCUCCAACCCCUCCGGCCACCUGUGGCUGCUGCUGGCCACCUCUGGCACCCCUCACUUGCCCGUGGUGGCGUGUGGCACGUCCCCAUCCGAGCUGCGCGCGGGGCUGCGCUCGCCCCUGCUGCGGCUGCUGCGGGACCGCCUGGGCUGGGACGCGCAGCCCGGAGCUCUGGGGCUGCUGGGGCUGCAGCACCGCGCUGGGGGGCUUGGGGACACCGAUGGCAUCUGCUUCAACGUGGUGCUGAGCGUCCCCGAGGGGAGCCAGCGCGACGAGCCCCCCGAGCCCCGCGACCCCGCGCUGCGCUGGUGGCCCGUGCGGGAGGAGCGGCUGCGGGGGCGCGUCCUGGAGAGGCUCCGGGCGGCGGUGCCCGUGCGGAGUUAGGGCUCAAAAACAUGGAUUGGGGAAUG
Catharus ustulatus (Swainson's thrush) is the source of this 1011-nucleotide messenger RNA. It is a transcript of the gene NUDT18, whose product is annotated as nudix hydrolase 18. Gene Ontology annotation, molecular function: magnesium ion binding; 8-oxo-GDP phosphatase activity; 8-oxo-dGDP phosphatase activity. Bases 26 to 985 code for a protein of 319 amino acids. The record is from RefSeq and is a predicted model, not a curated record. NCBI's taxonomy places the organism in Eukaryota, Metazoa, Chordata, Aves, Passeriformes, Turdidae. The transcript is spliced from 4 exons.